Molecule: messenger RNA, 2392 nt
Organism: Gracilinanus agilis (Agile Gracile Mouse Opossum)
Lineage: Eukaryota; Metazoa; Chordata; Mammalia; Didelphimorphia; Didelphidae
Gene: RFWD3
Product: ring finger and WD repeat domain 3
Exons: 13
Coding region: 83-2392 (769 amino acids)
Biological process (GO): protein ubiquitination; interstrand cross-link repair; double-strand break repair via homologous recombination
Cellular component (GO): site of double-strand break; nucleus
Molecular function (GO): ubiquitin protein ligase activity; protein binding
Source: RefSeq, a predicted model, not a curated record
GCUAGCCUGGAAGCCCAGGGGGAGAGCGGGUGCCCCGUGCGGCCCCGUCGCGGCCCGGGAUCCCAAAACGGUGACAGCAGCAAUGGCCCAAGAAGCAAUGGACGUUGACCUUCAGGUGGUAGAAGGAGAACCUGCUAUGGAACACCAGGAGGCUGUCCCUGCUGAAGCAUUUGUUGGGCAGGUGGACCCCCCACUCCUCCCUGUUCCUCAGGUGCCUAUUGAAGUGACUGAGGAAGUUGUAUCCUCUGGCCUGGAGAAUGAGGAGAAUCUGGACCCUGGAGCCAUAGCAGCAGAAGAUACAGUAGGAGCUGAUGUGAAUCCUGGCCUCCCAGAGUCUGCCCUGAACUCAAUGAACAGCUUUAUUGACAGGCUACAGCAGUUGCAUGGGGUGCUAGGCCUCUUGAGGCAGCCUUCCCAGCAGAUCUCCCAAUCAGUGCGAACAAGGAGGAGGGCCGUCCGUCUUCAGAGGAGGAUAGGAGGGUCUCAGAGGACCUCGGACUACAGAUCGAGGGCACCGUUGGACGCCUACUUUAGGGUCAACAGGACACAACCUCUCCUACCAGCAGACCCGCCCAACCCCAAUGACGACGACAACGACGAUGACGAUGACCCUGGCUCUGAAGACAUCCAUGUGUCUAGUGGCUCUGAUACGGAGAGUAACACUUCCAGUGAGGAGGAGGAGGAAGAGGAGGAGGAGGAGGAAGAGGAGGAGGUGGACAUCCAGGAUGAGGACCCAGACCCAGAUAUUGGUCUUGAAGUUUCUGGAGAGGAUCCUGCAGAGACUAUUCCAGAAGACCCUUCAGCCCAGCAGGAAGCCACUCCUGCUUCUGAAGCAGUGGUCCCCCUCCAACAGUCUCCAGUGAAGCCUGAACCAAUCCCUCCACCAGCCACAUCUACCACGGGUCCCUCAGAUGAAGAAGAAGGAGACACUUGCGCCAUCUGCUUUGAGCAGUGGACCAGUGCUGGAGACCACCGUCUCUCCGCACUGCGGUGUGGGCAUCUUUUUGGGUACAAGUGCAUCUCUAAGUGGCUCAGAGGACAAGCUGGGAAAUGUCCCCAGUGCAACAAGAAAGCCAAACGCUCAGACAUUGUGGUUCUCUAUGCCCGAACCCUAAAAGCCCUGGAUACCAGUGAACAGGAGCGCAUGAAAAGUUGCCUACUCAAAGAGCAAAUGCUGAGGAAGGAGGCUGAGUUAGAAUCAGCCCAGUGCCGGCUCCAGCUGCAGGUGCUUUCUGAUGAAUGUAACAAGCUUCGAAAUCAUGUCCAGGAGCUGAAGGUUCUUGUGGCUCAGCAUGGGUCGGGUUCUGCUCAGCCUGGCAUCUCACAGGCGUGUUUACAGAACUGUCUGCCUCUCAGCCAGAACCAGCACAAGUACCAGUUUCAGAAGGCCUUCACAGUGUCACAAGAAGGGAGGUGCCGCAUCAUGGCGUACUGCGAUGCCCUGAGCUGUCUGGUAGUGUCCCAGCCCUCUCCUCAGGCCACCUUCCUUCCUGGCUUUGGUGUGAAGAUGAUCAGUAUGGCAGACAUGAAAAGCAGUCAGUACAUCCCAAUGCACAGCCGAGAGAUCCGGGGGCUGGCAUUCAGCAGCAGGCAGAAUAGCUGGCUCUUGUCAGCCGCACUAGAUAAUACAGUCAAGCUAACGAGCCUGGAGACUAAUACAGUGGUCCAGACAUACCACACUGGGCGUGCAGUCUGGAGCUGCUGCUGGUGCCUUGAUGAUGAAAAUUAUAUCUACGCUGGGCUGGUCAAUGGCUCCAUUCUGGUGUAUGACUUGAGAGACACGAGCUCCCACGUCCAGGAGUUAGCCCCCCAGAAAUCCAGGUGUCCUCUGGUUUCACUCUCCUACUUACCCCAGAUGGCUUCAGCAGCAUUUCCUGCUGGCGGGAUAUUGGCUGGAAGCUUAGAAGGUGCCUGCUUUUGGAGGCAGAGUAGCAGUAACUGCUUUGACCCUCACUGCCUUCCACUGGAGCCUGGAGGCUGCACUGACCUUCAGGCAGAGACCCAUAGUGGACACUGCCUUGUCACCUACCGGCCCAAUAAAAACCAUGCAUCCGUGCACAGUGUGUUGCUGGAACUGACCUGCAGUUUGAACGAAGCUACUGAGCCAGUCUAUUCAUGUCGACCCAUUCAGACAUUCCUUGCUGGAACCACUUGCAAACUCCUGACCAAAAAUGCCAUAUUCCAGAGCCCAGAGGAGAAUGGUAGCAUCCUGGUGUGUGCUAGUGAUGAAUCUUCAAAUUCUGCCAUGAUCUGGGAUGCGGGAAGUGGCAGUCUCCUCCAGAAGCUCCAGGCUGACCAGCCUGUGGUGGCUAUCAGCCCCUUCGAAUUCAACCAGAACAGCUACCUGGCUACCUUGACAGAGAAGGCUGUCAAGAUUCAUAAAUGGGAAUGA